This is a messenger RNA of Dentiscutata heterogama, 620 nucleotides long. The record is from the annotation of a GenBank genome assembly. Lineage: Eukaryota; Fungi; Glomeromycota; Glomeromycetes; Diversisporales; Gigasporaceae.
CUGAAAUUAUUGGAUUAGAUAUAUCUCCAUACCAACCAACUCAUAUAAAACCUAAAAAUUUUGAAUUCGUUAAAGCAGAUGCUCAAGAAGGAUUGCCAUUUGACGAUGACACGUUUGAUUUUGUAUUUCAACGAUUUUUACUUAUUGGAUAUGCUAAAGAAAAGUGGCCAUAUGUAAUAAAUGAAAUUGUUAGAGUUUUAAAACCAGGCGGAUUCUUAGAAUUAUCUGAACCUUCCAAAGUUAUUGAUGGAGGACCAGCUACUCAACGUUUAUGGGAUUGUGAGGUUGAAGUAUUAGAAGAAAGAGGCGGUGAUUACGAUAUAACUCUAAAAAUGGAGAAAUAUUUACAAAAUCAAGGGAAAGUGGAAAAUAUUCAAAAAGUUGUGAAAAAAUGCUAUUAUGGUUUACAACACACUGACAAUGUUAAACUUAGUAAAGCGUUUGUCGGUAAUGUAAUUUCCGCAUAUGCUUCUCUUAAACAUGUUUUAUCAAAAAAAUUGCAAGUUUCUGAUGAAGAAUAUGAUGAGUUGUCUAAAACCUCCGAAAAAGAACUAUAUGAACUUGAUACUUAUGUUAAUCUUAUUCGUUUUUAUGCAAACAAAGUUAUUGAUAAGGAAUAA